This is a messenger RNA of Neocloeon triangulifer, 1728 nucleotides long. RefSeq lists its product as uncharacterized. The record is from RefSeq and is a predicted model, not a curated record. Bases 44 to 1402 code for a protein of 452 amino acids. Lineage: Eukaryota; Metazoa; Arthropoda; Insecta; Ephemeroptera; Baetidae. The transcript is spliced from 8 exons.
GGCCAAGCCGAAGUGCCCAUCAAACCGUCGCACAAGACCCGCCAUGGCACGAGUACUGUUGAUCAUCGCGGCGAUCGCCGUCGUCGGCGCCGCCGGCGCCAACACCAAGGACAACACGGCCAUCGAGGUGCUCAAGCACGUGUACCACGAGUGCGUCCAGUACGGAUCGCUGUCCUGCGUCAAGCCCAAGCUGCUCGCCUUCAUCAGCACCGCCGUCAAGCAUGACCAGAUCCCCGUCACCAAGGACAUGGCAAUUGUCCGUCGUGACGGCGCCCCCACCCCCAGCGACACCUUCCUGCAGGCCGAGAUGGAGCAGCUGCCCCUGAACAACGAGGAGCGCCGCGAGUCCCUCAGGGUCAUGGCCCUGGACCGCAUCGACGACUUCAUCGCCACCCACGACCUCAAGAUCCGCGUCCCCAAGGAGAUCGUCGGACUCGCCAGCUACGUGCCCAAGUCCCUCAUCGACAUCCCCGCCGAGGUCACCGUGCCCCUCAGCAAUGGACCCGUCGCUCAGCAGCGUGGAUUCGUCAAGAAGGUGGUGAUCCCCUUCUUGCUGGGUUUGAAAUUCAAAGCCACCGCCCUGAUGCCCCUGGCCCUGGCCCUGAUCGCCCUCAAGACCUGGAAGGCCCUGACCCUUGGUCUGCUCUCCAUGGUCCUCUCCGCCGCCAUGGUCGUCUUCAAGUUCACCAAGCCUAAGGUGGUCAACUACGAGGUUUACCACUACCCCCAGCCUCACCUGAGCUACGAGCACCACCCAGUGCCUGAGACCCACGGAUGGGGCCGCGAACUCCCCUACCAGGGCUGGACUCAGGAAUGUUUGAUCGUCGCCUGCCUGGCUUUCGGCGCCCUCGCCGUGCCCAUCCACGAGGAGCCCAGGGCACUCGAAGACGAGGACUUCCUCUCCGGACUGCAGAAGUACGUCAAGGAGAGCGAAGUGGACGUCACCGUCCCCGAAGGCAUGAGCGUCCUCUCCGGCACCCAGUUCUCCUUCUCCCCCAGGAACAUCGACCAGGACGAACUCACCCUGACCGUCAAACUGCCCGCCUCGGCCGAAGCCAAGUCCCUCGGAGAAGCUCGCAAGGGUAAGCUGAAGAAGAUCAUCAUCCCCAUCCUGGUGUUCGUCCUCCUCAAGGCCAUGACCCUGGUGCCCCUGGCCAUCGGCGUGCUCGGUCUGAAGGCCUGGAACGCCCUGCAGCUCAGCUUCUUCUCGUUCGUCAUCUCCGUGGCUCUUGCCGUCUUCCAGCUGUGCAAGAAGAUCGCCGCCGACGCCUCGCAGUCCCAGGCCCACUACGCCACCUACGACGCCUACAACGCCCACUACGCUCGUGGCUUCGCCAGUGGAGUCGUGGCCGCCGCCGACGAGGCCCAGGACAUCGCCUACAACGCUCACAAGCAGGAAUAAGCAGGUGGACGCAGCCGAAGAUUAAUUUAUUAAAUUAUUUUUAAGAUUAAGUUUUAAUAAUUUGGCAAUUAUAUAUUUAUACACCGCGACACGUGAUGACUCAGGACAAAGACGCGAGAUUCCCUCUAGUCUGUGACUUCACAACCCCUGCUUGCUCCUCGUGUGCAACACGUUUUGUCCACUUCGACGCAAAUUAUACCCUUCAACACGACGACAACCCUUUACCUUGUUUCCCUUUCUGUACGAACGACCAAAUGACUGGAGACCAAAAAUUAAUUUGUUAAAUUUAUAUUUAUGUUGAGCAAUAAAACGACUUCCAAGAAAAA